Messenger RNA from Symbiodinium pilosum, 594 nucleotides. Lineage: Eukaryota; Dinophyceae; Suessiales; Symbiodiniaceae. The record is from the annotation of a GenBank genome assembly.
AUGAUAGCGCUAAGUAUCGGUCUAGUUAUGGACAUUCUCGACUUACUCGAGUUCCUGAUCAGCCGCUUCAACAAUGUGGAUGAGGCCUUCAGGAAGAUCAUCAGUACCAGCGACACCAAGACGCCACUGAUCACUCUCCGUGUGUUCCAAGCUGCUUUGGUGGCGUUGGAGUGUGGCAAGUUCAAAGGUCCGGACGAACACCAGCGCUUGCAGGCCAUUUUCCGCUACCUCGACCCGGGAGGAGAGGGAAGCAUCUCCCAGGAUGAGUGGCGGGUACUCGGCCAGCUGUGGAACGAAUUUGACCUGACGAUUCGCGAGUUCGUCCAGUUCUUGAUCAUUGCCUUUGGUGAGGAUUUGCAGGAUGCGUGGGAGGCUCUGGACGAUGACCAAAGUGGAGAGCUCUCCGAGGAAGAAUGGUUUGAAGCUGUUGAGAAGAUCGGAUACUUCGGACCUGCCAGGGUGAUAUUCGCACUGCUGGACGGCUCCGACGACGGCGACAUCUCAGCAAAUGAGUUCCAGGUCCUGGAAAAGUACAAGCCGAAGCCAAAGGGUGAGAAAAGACAUCCUCAUCAACACCAUCACCAUCACCAUUGA